CGGGAGCAGCAGCGGCAUGUCGGGCCACUCGCAGUGCCUGAGCUACGCGGGCUGCAACUUCCUGCGGCAGCGCCUGGUGCUGUCCACGCUGAGCGGGCGCCCGCUCAAGAUCCGCAAGAUCCGCGCCAGGGAGGAGGACCCCGGGCUCCGCGAUUUUGAAGCGAGUUUUAUUCGCCUCAUUGACAAGGUGACCAAUGGCUCUAGGAUUGAAAUAAACCAAACAGGUACAACCCUGUAUUAUCAGCCUGGUCUUUUGUAUGGAGGCUCAUUGGAACACGACUGCAGCCCCAGUCGCGGUAUUGGAUAUUAUUUGGAAAGUCUGCUCUGCCUGGCACCUUUCAUGAAGCACCCAUUAAAAAUUGUCCUGAGGGGAGUAACAAAUGAUCAAGUAGAUCCUUCAGUAAGUAUCCUUAAGGCAACAGCUCUACCCCUACUGAAGAAAUUUGGAAUUGAUGGUGAAAGUCUGGAAAUCAAGAUCAACCGGAGAGGAAUGCCUCCCAAGGGCGGUGGAGAGAUAGUGUUUGCCUGCCCGGUGAAGAAGGUCCUGCAGCCCAUUCAACUCACAGACCCUGGCAAAAUCAAGCGCAUCAGGGGGACAGCAUACUCCGUCAGAGUGUCACCACAGAUGGCAAACAGAAUAGUGGAGUCUGCAAGGAGCAUCCUUAAUAAGUUCCUCCCGGACAUUUAUAUCUAUACAGAUCAUAUGAAGGGAGUCAGCUCUGGAAAAUCCCCAGGUUUUGGACUAAGCCUUGUUGCAGAAACCAUCAAUGGCACUUUCCUCAGCGCUGAGCUGGCCUCGAACCCUCAGGGCCAGGGUGCUGCUGUGUUGCCUGAGGAACUGGGCCRGAGCUGUGCGAAGCUGCUGCUGGAGGAGAUCUACAGGGGAGGCUGUGUAGAUUCAACAAACCAGAGCCUUGCUCUGCUCCUCAUGACCCUUGGACAACAGGAUGUUUCCAAAGUCCUGUUGGGACCUCUAUCUCCAUACACAAUUGAGUUUCUGCGACACCUGAGGAGCUUCUUCCAGAUCAUGUUUAAAAUUGAAACAAAGUCCCCUGAGGAGGAGGAGCACAAGGGGGGCGCAAAAGUCUUAAUGACGUGUGUCGGUGUUGGAUUUUCCAACCUGAGUAAAACAAUAAGAUAAAGUAUCUGCAGACUUUCUGAAAUACCGUGACAGAAAACACUGCAGAGAUCUGAUACAACCAUGUGAGAGCCUGUCUUCCCAUGUGCUUCUUCUGGAACCAGGAAAAACAACCAUGAUCCCAGUGCAAAGGUACCCAAGCUUGCUGCAUGUAAACAAUACAGCUGCCUUCAGGCUGUUUAGGCCUGUAUUGUGUGCGAACACAAUGCUGCUAUUGUGCUGCGUGGAAUGACUGGCCAGAGUCUCAGCUGGCUUGGGGCUUCCUGCACUGUGCUCCAGUGCAUGGGACACAGGUGCCUCUUACAUUCCUGUGCCCCUCUUCCCAUGCCCUCAAGCCUUAAGCACAGUGGAUGUUCUACUUGUCAUUAUGUGUAUCUAUCUACAGGCUUCACUCUUAGCUUUUUUUCUGAAAGGUUUAGAUAGAGAAGGGAAACAGGAUUGACCAAAAUGAGACUUGCAGUGCAGACAAAUGAUCACAAUAAAAACAUAAGAUUCUUCAGGUAAUUGCAGAGAUAUUACUGGCAUGGAAAUUAAAAUACAAGCUGGAACAAUAAUUUCAGGUUCAUACACUGUAUGUGUAUAGAAUUUGUCAAAUGUUUCACUCCUGUUCAAGUUGGCUAAAUUAUAAUUUUACAGAGGAGAAAAACUACCUACUUUUAAUUUCUUUUAAUGAUAGAAGGCUGCAGAAGAGAUCACAGCCUGUACUGGUUUCUUCUAUCUACCUCUUCMAGGAUAGACAGGAGAAAUCUCCUUGCAGUUUUCAAAUGAUUCUGUGUAUUCCUGUCAGGUUUGCUUGGCAUGCCACAUGCUACAGUUUACAGCUGGUUACAACUGAAAGGUAGCAAAGAAGCUGUACCAGCUUUGAGGAAGAAAGUACGUUCAAUUGGUGCCAUUACAUUUAGUGCAGCUGCUCCAUUCUGGAAAGAGGAAAUUGUCACAAAUGGGCAUGGAUAUUCAGAGUAACUGGUACUAAAGAUUUGUGUUGGGAUAAAAAGCCUUAUCCAGGCUUUUUCAUGUCAGGCAAACUCCCUAAAAUUAAUCCAGAACUGCUGAUGUAGGUAAGGUGACUUGUACUGGACUUUGAGUUACAGUCACUGAAAUGUGUUCGUGGUAAAAUGAAUCCAUGGCAAAGGCUGGUAUGUUAUAUGGCAAGUACUAGUGACUAUGUUAUAAUGGUCUUACAAACUUUAUCCAGUGCUACUGUAGAGUGGGCAUUACCUCUGUAAUAUGAAAAAUGUAUAUUGGACCCAAACAGAACCUUUAACAAAAGGUGGGAAUUUGAAUAUUGGUUUAUGAGUAUUGAAAGCUGUGGGUCAUUUUUGUACUGUACUUUGUUCUUGUUGCAAUCUAUCUAAACAUAUUUUGGAAAAAUAAAAGUAUUUUUCCUAAAUAAGAUUUAUUUCUUUAUAAACACACACACACACGAAAACCUUUUCCACCAGCCCUAUAAUCUGGCAACUGUUUUGUGCUAUUAUAUGAAAAGAGUGGUUUGGGGAGUUACAUCUUGGGGGAAUGGCCCUGUUGAUAUCUUCUAGCUUUAAGAACUUAAAACUACAGAUAAGGAAAAUUGAACCAAAAAUCAAACUGGUAGAAUCCAAAAUAAAAGAUUUUGAAUUUCUGUAUUCUUAGAAUUUUAGAUUACAGUGGGACAAUAUGAUGGGCAUGAAACUAUUUCUCUGUUUCUCCUUUCAAUCUGCUUUCUACAGUGAAGAAGCUUGAAAGUCCGGAAAUAAAAACUGCUGUGAACACGGAGCCAUAUUAAGCUCCAAAAGGAGAAAUA
This is a messenger RNA of Nothoprocta perdicaria, 2918 nucleotides long. RefSeq names its product RNA terminal phosphate cyclase like 1 (gene RCL1). The record is from RefSeq and is a predicted model, not a curated record. Gene Ontology annotation, molecular function: RNA endonuclease activity. Lineage: Eukaryota; Metazoa; Chordata; Aves; Tinamiformes; Tinamidae. Gene Ontology annotation, biological process: endonucleolytic cleavage of tricistronic rRNA transcript (SSU-rRNA, 5.8S rRNA, LSU-rRNA); ribosome biogenesis. The transcript is spliced from 9 exons. Bases 17 to 1141 code for a protein of 374 amino acids. Gene Ontology annotation, cellular component: nucleolus.